Sclerotinia trifoliorum is the source of this 1235-nucleotide messenger RNA. The record is from the annotation of a GenBank genome assembly. NCBI's taxonomy places the organism in Eukaryota, Fungi, Ascomycota, Leotiomycetes, Helotiales, Sclerotiniaceae.
AGCCUGUUGGGUUCCAGGGUACUUACUAAUGGGAGCGUGCCUGUGCGGAUGUGGUUUAGUGUUAUGCUCACUAACAUUAUAGUGGGUUCAAUGCUCGUUAGGUCCUGAGUUAUCGAUCCGCGUACCCCACAAUCUUAUCUGCAGAUUCGAAGAAAUUUUUGAAAAUAAAAAACAAGACACAAUUGAAAUAUUCUAUUUUCUCUUCAAUACCCAGGUAACAAUGGGUAAAACUGCACCUCUGAAGAAUAAGGGUUGUAAGUGAAGUCAAAAUCUAUCUCCUCUAUUUUUACGAAGACUAACAAACCAACCAGCUACCUCAGUGCGUUCCCGCGCAGCAAAACGUGCAUCUUCUCCAAGUAUCGACACCGAUAAGUCUCUCAAAAAUGUCAAGGCUCCAACAGAAACAGUAUACCACCCACAAGCUCUGUCACCGCAUCAAGGCGCAGGUGUGUCCAAGAAGAAGAGUGGAAGAAAAUCGCAGUUGAGCUCAAAGGCAAAAAGGCGACAAGACAAGGGAUUGGAUCGAGCGGAAGCUGUCAUGGAUAGGACAUCCACGAAAAUCGAGAAGAGCAAGUACAGGGGAAGGAAUGUCCAAGAGAGAGCCAAAACCUGGGAAACUCUGAAUAAAAAGGCACAAGAAGCUGUUCAAGCAGCAAUGGAGAAGGAGAAAGAGAACGAGGUUUCCGAAGAGGAGGAGGAUGUUGAGGAUGAUCAAUCUCAAGGAGAGAUUGAGAUGGAUGAUGCUUCAGCUGCUCCAGUUACUCUAAUUGCUACUGAUACGGUCCAACCUACUCCUUUGCCUGCGCCUUUAGAGGAUGAAGAGGAAAUUCUAUGAUUUUAAAAGGGGAAUUCUUGUAUUUGCAUGGCGAAUUGGCGUAAGAAAGGAAGGGAAAAGGAUUUGCAUUCAAAGUGAUGACUUUGAUACCACUAAAUCAUGACUGGUUUGGUUUGAUAUAAACGGAAUUUUCGAGUCCUCAAUGAGUACUGGAAUGGAUAUUUUAGUGGGAUUAUAUGUAACAGGUUCUCAGUGUGCAUGCAUGAAGGAAAAGUAGGGUAGAUACACUUUUUGGGAUGAGUAUACAAUUCAAUGCAAUGCAAUUCAAUGCAAUUCGAUACCAGAUAUUAUUCGUCGAAUUCUAGGUUGACUGGAUUGUAAGCCUUAUCUCACCAAGGAUAUUUGGAUUCCCCAAAAGAUAGUACGUAAACUGGUAUCUAUAUAUUCAAGUUUUUACAAC